UUGGCUGAAAACGCAAAAGAUGUUUGGCAAUGGCACGCGCAAGAAUGGCAGUAAAUUAGGAAGCAAGAGAUCACUGGCCGAGGGCGAAGCUACGCAAACGAUUUACAAUCAUCGCCAGAACAAUGCUCAGAAUCGUCUUAUGCGAUUGCAGAUAGACUUGAAGCGUCGGAGGGAUAAGAAACCAAACAAUGACAGCCAGGACAGUAAGAGAAGCCAUCAAAAUGCCUUUUCGUCAGCCUCCCAGACCAUCAGCAGUAAUGCAACUUCAGGUGCCUCACAUAGUCGGUGGUCCUUGACCUUCGCACCGUCGUCAUCGGCAUCGCUGACACCAAAAACAUCACGCUCGUCACAAAGUAGUAAGUGCUUAACCUUCGCAACGUCUCUGUCACCAGAGACGCCACGCCCUCCACAGAGUCGCAGGUCAAAUGCGUUUGGAUCGUCGCCAUCGCCAUCGCCACUAACACCAGACACGCCACAGAGUCGCAGGUCAAAUUUCCUUGGACUGUCGCAAUCACCGCUGGCACCAGCGAAAUCUAUACGAGAGCGCCUCAGGGAUCAGGCAAAAACCUGGAAAACACCCAAGGCGCUGCUGGAUUCCAGCAAUCGUGUUCAAUCGGACAGCUCGACAAGUGCCAACCAGCGUCUAACGCAAUUACAAGCUUCCUUAAGGCAACAGCAAAAGCAGGAGCCCAAAGAGCGGAACAAUAAUGGCCGUUCAAUACUGCCAGAUAUUCCGAAUGCAUUUAUAGGCAAAAAGCCGAAGGUAGCAGAGCCAGAGCCAGACCUGGAGUCGGAGCGAGAGCCGAUGGAUUGGGAAGACAGUGAUGUGAUACUUCUCAACAAGAAAUCAGAGGACGGCGAGUUGAAUGAACUGCCGGCUCGUCGGUUGGAUCACAUGUACUUUGUCCUCGACACAAAUGUGCUCAUGCACAGCUGCUCAUUUGUGGAGGAUCUUACGAAAGUUGUGCUGCCUGGCACCGUGGGCAGCAUGCUGUUUAUUCCCUAUAUAGUUAUCAAGGAGCUGGACAGGCUCAAGGCCAGAAAAAAUUAUGACAAUAAUACGCGCGACAUGGCUAUUCGUGCCAUUCGCUUUCUAAACACAAAAUUUGAUGAGAGUCUGGAAAUACAAGCGCAAUCAGCAGAGAAGGAGUCGGAACACCUAAUUGAAGUGGAUUGUGGCGAUGAUAGCGUUGUCAACUGCUGCCUUCAGCUAAAAAAAGAAGUUCCCCACAUGAUACUCCUGACAAAUGAUGCCAAUUUACGCCUGAAGGCCAAGUCCUCGGCCAUACCGGUCUCCACUCACUCCGACCUGAAGGCCGCCUAUAUCGAUGAGUUUGCCGCUCUCGAUUGAGCGGCACGAGGUGCCGAGUCCAGCGACGAGGAACAGCAAAGACUGCGUUUGUGAUAGGAUACGUGUAUAUACAAAAGUAAAGCCAUUGCACCGCGGCCAACAUGAAGUACAAAACAAUAUCAAAUUAUAUUUAGAUGUACAUACAUACAAGUUUUUAGCUACCCACCAGUGAUGUUCACUGUAUGGAGCACCUAACGUUGCCUUAGUGGAACUGUUAAGCAGUUUUUUGAACUGCUUCAUUCUUCUUCAUUGAAAUGAAGAAAUUAAGUAUUUGCAAUAUCGAGUGAAUAGCCCACAAAAAUAAAAGGUAGUGCAUAUACAUA
Messenger RNA from Drosophila miranda, 1674 nucleotides. It is a transcript of the gene Swt1, whose product is annotated as transcriptional protein SWT1. The record is from RefSeq and is a predicted model, not a curated record. Gene Ontology annotation, cellular component: nucleus. The transcript has 5 exons. NCBI's taxonomy places the organism in Eukaryota, Metazoa, Arthropoda, Insecta, Diptera, Drosophilidae. The coding region runs from base 20 to 1351 and encodes 443 amino acids.